Messenger RNA from Megalopta genalis, 11927 nucleotides. RefSeq lists its product as uncharacterized. NCBI's taxonomy places the organism in Eukaryota, Metazoa, Arthropoda, Insecta, Hymenoptera, Halictidae. The record is from RefSeq and is a predicted model, not a curated record.
AGCAACGCCGGCGGUGGUGGCGGUGGUCGCGGUGGUGGCAGCGAGCAGCGGACUCGGGCGAAAGGGAAAAUGCUCGGGCGAACACUUUUUUUUCUCCCCCAUUUACACCCAGGUUUUUUGACACGGCCGUCGUCGGCUCGAUCGACUUCCAUUUGUCUCCGAGCAUUCCGCCGACUAGGGUCCGAAACCCGCGCUCCGCACACCCGGCGACCAAAUCGAGUUUGAAUCGCGAAGAUGCGCGUCGCCCGCGCUCAUCAUCUCUAAUAAUCCCGCGAGUUCAACGUGGAAAAAGAAAACUCUCGAUAAUUUCAUCGCAUCGCAUGAUAAUACGCCCAGUGUGUCACACCUCCAAGAAACAUUGCCGAGGCCGCUCGCAAGUUCGACUCCGAAGCGUCGUGAUCAUCAGUGAUUUGAAUCUGUGCGCGUCGCAAGCCCACCCAGAAGCGUCCAGGACGAAUCCGUGCGCACCGGUGAACUGAAAUGAAACAUUGGAUUAGGCUCGCCUAAGAAGUUGCAAGAAUGCCGCGGAGAUUUUCGUGGUGCACGGUGGUGGCAUUGGUGGUGCUGCUCUUCGUCGCGACCGAAGGUCUUCGAGAGCGUAGUACUCAGGUCGACGAUCAAAAAACGCUUACCAGUAGGGAUCGUGGGGCUCUGAGGUUCAACACCAAGUCUCCGGAGGAGGCGACGACCAGCCUGCCGUUCGCGAGAUCGAAAUCGCCACGGGACAGGACACCGCAGCUGAAGAAACCUCCUAGCAACGACAGACGCGACGAUGGAACGACCAGCUACACCGAGGCGAAGUUCGAGUCCAGCAAACGCUCGAACUUCCGAACCACGAAAACGACCGAGAAGAACGUCACCAGCGACGCGACGAACAGCUCGAGAAGGACUUUCGGCAAGAACAUCGACGAGAUCAAGAAGGGAGAGCCGACGAUCAACAGGAGGAACGGGAAGCGAUACUCGACCGAGAGCAACGAAGGGGGCAGAGCGAAGGACGAGCAGGGCGUCACGACGGACAUCCCGAGGGAGAUAUCUAGGAGACCGUCUUCGAGACCGGCAGCUCGCUACGAGGUCACGGAGAGGCUGAUAGACACCAGUGGUCCGUCGGUUUUCACGGCCACCACGGACUCGUCGAGGUCCAGGACGGGCAGGAAGAUCCAGACGACGUUCGGGUCGAGAGACUCGAAGACGCAGAUACCGGCGUCCAGGAGGUUCACGAAUCGGAACGCGCAGAGCUUCGAGACCAGCACGGUCUCGUUGCGAAGAUCGACGACCGAGAGGAUCGAGAGAGGCACCAGGUCUGGUAGAUCGAAGUCCGGCAACAAGGAGAGCCUCGCGACCGCUCGCAAGAGCCAAGAUGCUGUCCUCUCCGAGUCCGAAAGCGUCAGAGUCGACGUUCCUCUGGCGCUGGAGGCGACCGAGCCUACGACAUCUUCUUCGGCGGCCUUUUCCCAGCAAACGACGUCAUACGUGGAAGCUGGAAAGCGAUCGGACACCAGAAGAGGACCGGAGAGGUCCAAGGGUCGCGGGAGGUCCUCCGGUCCCGGCAAUCCAGACUCCGUUUCCCCAACUCCGAGGAGCGGCAGAAGGGGAUCCUCCAAGUUCAACGAUCUCGGUACCACGGAGGCUGCCGAGCAGAACAUUUCCUGGAAGAAGAACGCGAUCUCCAGGGAUCGGUCCAGAGGAGCUGACGGUCGAAAGGGCUCGGAGAGGGCUAGAGCGAGGAGCAGAAGUUUCGAGAAUGCGGUGACGCCGGUCGCUUCGGAGAGAGACGCCAAGCGAAAGGCGCACGGAGAAAGAAACUUUGCGGAGAGGAGGAACAGAAUUUCCGAGGCGACGACCAGGUCCGCGGAUCAUCGCGGGCAGGAUCAAGAUGGCCGCAGAGGGAGGAACAGGUCCAGGGUGAACGCUACCACGCCGAUUCCUUCAACAGAUGCCGCGACAACAGCCUCGCCAGAGACGACAGUGGUCACCGAGGUGUUGACAACCUCCGACAACUCCGAGUCGCCUCAGCUUCUCUCCAGCACCACACCUAUACCAGCAACGUCGACCACCGCGAGUCCGAGGACAUUGACAACCACUCCGAGGCAGUCCUCGAGCACGAGUUCCGAAGGCGCCGGGCGAAACCGGACGAGAGGCAGAGGUGGUCAAGGAAGGGCGCAGACGAAAGAGGAUUUUUUCAACCACGGUCUAGGGUUCAGAGGUCGAAAGCCUUCGACCGAGGGGCCAGCGACGGGCAACGACGUUAGAAGACCCACGGCACAGAGGAACGAUACGCGGACCAACGGAAACCCGGGCUGGACUCUCAGGCGACGACCAGGUCACUCGAACAGCCUCGAAUCUCUACCGAGGGCGGCGGUGGUUCCGCAAGGCAGGGAUCAGACGAACGAAGUGAUCCCAUCGAACGAGCAGUCGACCAGCACCGAAAUCGUAACGUCCAUAGAAAGCUCGACCAGGCGAAGCUUCGAGAAGCCGCGGUCGAGCACCGAGGAGAGCACCGCAGCGGACAGCACGACCACCAACAGCCCCAGAAGAGGCGGCAAGGCCUUCGGAUUCGGCAAACCGUCGACGGACACCGAGGAGAGCGACAAUUACCCGCCGGAGUUCAAAGCCAGGCUGUCUCAGCUGAAGAUCUCGAAUACGAAAGCACCAGCCCCGAAAACCGUCCCUAGACCGCCAGUGGAGGAUCCACAGACGAGCGUCUUCGGUCGACGAUCGAGGACCAAAUCGAGGCUGAUCGAGCCCGACGACCUCGAUACAUCAGCCGCAGGAAAUCGAUAUUUCACGGAUCAAAGUUUAUUUGUGAACCCUCUAACGUUGAUAAAUGCCAGUGGAUCGCAACGCGUGAAGAAAUCGGCCUCGACCACGGCACUCUUCGCCGAAAGAUCGAGGCUCAAGCUGGACCUGGCUAGGAGGUUAGUGAAGCCAGAGUUGAACAUCGAGGAGAAUGAUCUCGACGCAACCACGGCCUCCUCCUCUUUCAGCAAACUGAAACCGAAACCGAAUCCAAGUCCGAAUCCGAAUCUGAAUCCGAAUCCGUAUCCGAAAGCGAAACCGACCGACGGGACGAGCAAGCUGCCCGAGUUCGCCAAGCCUGGCCCGCCGGGUCGCAGAGCUUCCACAGAGAGCUCGCAGGAAGACCAAGCGAAGUCCUCGGAGCUUACCGGGCCGAGGAACGGUCUCGAGGAUCCUUCGAAGAUCGCCUCUAGGCCUACCGGCGCCAAGAAAGGGAAGAUCAUAGCCGAGAGGAUGGUCACUUCGAUCUCGGUCGAGGAGAGGGUGGAGGACACCACGAAACCCUUCCGGCCAGGCCCCUCCUCCGCCCUCACCGUUUCCACGAAGGAAGCGUCGGCUACCACUCAGGACACUGCCAAGGUCCAUCCGACCAGCCGCGGUACCAAACGAUCCAAGGAAGAAGGCUCGCCGAUCGGCAAGAACGCCAGAACCUACGACCACAUCACCACCUUCAAGCCCAAGAAAGCGUACGCCUAUCGGUCGCGCGGUAGAAACACUCAGGAGCAAUCAGCGACCCCCGUCCCCGACCCUACCACCGCAACCACCGGCAAGACCCUAACGAAGGGGACCACCAAGCUGACCUCGAGACAAAAGCUGUCGGACGGCCCCAGCGAAGAGAUCGUCGCGAAGAAGUCAAAGUUCAUCGAGAGCGCUACCAAGCCCACCUUCCGGCCCCGGUACAGCAAGAAUCCCAAGGACCGGACCACGGCAGAGAAGGCGGAGUACCAGGGCCCGACGAAGCUUCCGCUGGCCACCAGCAGAUACUCGAGGAAAAAAGCCGCCGUGAAGACCACGGAAUCGAAGCCGAAGCCGACCAGCACCGAGAGACCAGCCACGCAGACCAAGAAGCUCGAGUUCAGGCCCAGAACCGCUACCUAUAGGAGGCACUCCGAUGUCCCGACCACGGCGGUAGAGUCGACCACCAGAGUCGAGAGCACCGGAGUCGCCAUCACUCCGCGAUCGCCCAAGUACACCGCCGCGCCGAUGACGUCCGCCGCGCCGGCUCCAUCGGUAUCGCAGGAACCCCAGCUGAACCUGAUGAUCGCGAACGAUACGCGGCAGCCGAACGAUACUGGCAUUACCGGCAGCAGCAACGGCGACAGCGGCAACACGAACAUCUUCAACCCAACCAGAACCGCGUAUAUCACCGCGAGCAACGCCUCGCUGCUCGAACAGCUGCGAAGCACCGUGGCGCCGCUGCUUAACUCGCUUGGUAACAAGACGCCGGUGUUCUCCAGCGCUUACAGUAACGUUAACAACGCGAAUUCGGGUCCUAGGAUCACACCGAGCGGAUCGCCGCCGCGAUUCAGUGCGAGAUACAAGGGCGCCGAAUUGUUUGUCAGGAAGCAGAACAACGGCUACCAGCCCACCGUGCCAUCGAUCACCAGCUCGUCCACCACUCCAGUGACCCCUGUAGAGAACUCCGGUUCGGCACCACCGAUCGAAGUCUCGAGCCCCGGGGAACCGCGAUUCUUGACCCUCUAUCAAGCGGUGGAGUCCGCUAGCAUCAGGAACGAACAGUUACAGGGCGUACAGCAGCCGAUACAAGUUAACGGGGUUCCCCAGGUAGACUCUAACGCCCCAGUCGUUAACGUCACCGGCAAUAAUCCUAACAAUGACACCACAAGCCCCGCGGUCUCGACCACCAGCGAUACAACACAGACCCCAGACACAACCACGGUUCAGGAUAGCACUUUGAUCCCGAGAUUAGGCGAAGAACCACCGGCGAGCUCCACCACCCCCGUGGCUACCACGGCGGCCCCCGAAAACCUUUCGACGACCGAGCAGCCCUCCACGGGCACGGAAUCGUCCUCCAGUACCGAACAAGCCUCCACGAGCACGGUACCUUCCUCCACCGACGAUCAAACGAUCACAGAGUCGUCCUCCACCACGGAGCAGGUUCCCACGAGCACAGAACCGUCCACGAUAUCCACCGGCGCUCCGCCAUUGCCCACGCAAUCCGAACCAUCCACCACCGAGUCCACCACCAUGGAAACGUCGACGGCAGUACCGUUAGACGAUACCGCGGUGGCGAGGAUUCUAGGGAACAUAGCGAAACCUUUCGUUGGCCCCACCACCGCCGGCUACCUGCCCCUGAGUGGCAGCACCGAGCUCUACGGCAGAGUGCCGACCACGCUUUCGACAGAAUCCCCGGCGACCACCGCUGAAACGACCGUCGUCCCGAGUACCACCGACGCAACGACUUCCGAGAACGUAGAGAGUAACACCAUCGAGCUGUCCGAGUCAACUUCGACCCAGUCCAGUACGACCGAGCCUACCACCACGGAGGCGGUCUCGAACAAUCUGAUCGACGCGGAGACGACCACUGCGACGAUCGCGGUGUCCACGGUUCGAAACAGAUUGAUAGACUUCGCGCAGGACAUUCUCUCCCGCCUGCAGGCGAGCCUGAACACGACCACGGUUCCUCCGCAAGACGCGGCUACCACGAUAACCCCCAUCCCGGAUAUAUCGAACGCGAUUCUGGACUCGGGCAGCCGGAUGAGCACUCUGGAGGUUCUGGCGCAGCUGAGGGGGACCGAGACGACCACCGCCCAAAGGGACUCGGAAACGACCACCCAGGCCACCACCACGGAGCAACCGGACGCGUCGUCGACGAGCAACCGAGACGCUGCACAGAGCGCAGUAGGUUCAGUAACAACCCCGUCGCCUGCGACCGCGACCGCGACUACGACCGCGACCGAGACCGAGACCGAGACCGACAGGUCCGACUCGGUGGUAUCCACCCAGGCAGCGCAGGAUCAAACCGAUCCGGUCACCGCGGCAAAUCCACCGGCAACGACGACACAAGACCCCCGAACGACCGUCCUCGACGAUCCCAGGGAGCCGACCGGCUCGAUGCCGGAGACAACCACCCAGGUGGUUGUUUCCACCUCUGACACGCUACUAACCGAAUUAAUGUCCAUCGCCAAGACACUAAUCUCGGAACAGAUGAACGAGACCAGACUGUCCGUCGAAAGCUCGAACGGCGACGCUACUACCACCCAAGCCGCAGAAACGUCGUCGACAACCCCGGAGGUUGCGACGGUGACCCCAGAGCCGGUGACGCCGGCCGCCGCGCCGGAAUUAACCACCGUUUCCCCGUUGACCACCGUUGACCCCGCCCGGAACGAAGUGGAUUCCGUAGAAUCUACGAGCGCUAUGCCCGCGGAGAGUUCCUCGGACUCGGCUGCGACCACUACCCCGCAGAGUAGCCCACCCGACAGCGAGGUAGAAACCGUGCCGACGAGCCAAACGUUAGAGGCUCCGGCCGAGGGCGUACCGUCGACCACCCCGUCGCUCGCGGCAGACACAACGACACAAACAACACAGACUGCGGCUACACGAACCUCGGACGCGACGGUCGCGACAACCGCGAACGCGGAUGAUCCUACGACGCCCGCCACGAUCGCGACGACGGAGACCGAAACGACGCUCGGACCGGUCACGGAAGUAGCUCCCACGGAAACUGUAGCACCAUUAACCGAGUCGCCGACGACUCAGCCUGGUGUGGACGCUAGCACUAACCAGCCCGAAGCAGCUACCACGGUUGCGGUUCCCAUAUCCAUCCUCUCCCGUGUAAAUACGGUUACCAGUACACCGUCGACAUCCUCCGAGUCUAACGCCGUCGAGCAAACCACGGUGGUACCGCCUGCCGCGCCGACGACAACGCCGAAUGUUGAUUCGACGGAUGUCGCUGGGGUCGCUACUAACCAACAAACGUCCGCUCUAACGUCCACCACGAUGGCCCCGACGGAGGCCACCGCUAACUUGCCCGAUCAAACGACAAACGUCGACUCCCAAACGACCCCGAGCCUCGACAACGAAACUCCAACUGUUGCCCGUUUCCAGGAUACGACAUCGGCAACCGCCCAAGGGACGGCUGGUUCGGGAAUCGGCCAAACGACCGAGAUCGUCCCCACGACCACACCCGCAGUGCCAUCGUCCUCUCGAUCCCUUUCUUCAUCCUCCUCCACCGUUACGACCGCGACACCGACGACCACGACCGAGACACCGACGUCGACCGAAUCUAGUACGCAGACUACCACGAUAACGACCACGACGACGACGACGACGACGAUGAGCACGGAGGUCUUCACCGUGACGCCGGUUACCGAGACGACGACGACCACCGUCGACGUAAACGAGAACCUCGUGUCGACCGAGGCCACGCCGGGAACCACCACGAUCGCGCCUGGAACCGCGAGCCCGCCGCCUGGGACCACGAACGUACCGGGUGCAGCACCUGGAAACGCCAGCGUUUCUGUUCCCGUUCCUGUUCCUGUUCCUAUCGGAGCUAGAAUAGCCGCAUCGGAUGGAGGGUCGACGACCGCCGGACCGACCGCGCCGUAUCUGGGACGGUUCGGCGCGAGCAGAUUGACGCCCGCGCCACGUUUCAGCCUGAGCUCGACCACCAGGGCUCCGCUCCGCGAUUACUUGAUCUACGGGAUCUAUCCGAACAAAACGAUCGUUCGGAAACGGCCGGAAGACAACCUGAUCGACGCCAGGAACGUGGACAGCCCGUACGUGAUAUUCGGUAUCUUCCCGGACGGCAGGCUGGUCCGGAAAUUCCCGAACGGAACGAUUAUACCGGAUCCACCUAGGAACCCGGUCGAGGUUGUGUUCUCACUUAGCACUUCCACUACCACUACCACUAACAGGCCACCGCCCAGACCGUAUUAUAACCAGGCUAACCAAGGCGCUUACAAUCGGUAUCAAGGCCCGGUCUACAGUAAUAACCGUAGACCCGAGCCGAUGGGAAACGUCGGAAGCCCUGGCACCGUUGAUCUUGGCCUUACUGGUAACGCGAUCGUCGGCCCCAAUGGAGGUGGACCCGAUCUCACGGGGCCACUUGGUACCCCUGCUAGCGUCCCGACCGUCGACCAAAUGAGCGAUGCUCCAUUGAAUACGCAAAUGGGGACAACGUCGGGCGCGAUGUCUGCGAAUGCUGGUCGGCUGACGCCGAUAGUAAGUACCGGUCGACCGCCGACCGAUUCGCAGGGCGGUCGUAUCGUCCAAGAUCGAGAGAGGGACGAGGCCACCAGGACGAAAGAGGCCGGAGGUCAACGCAGCUCCGUGUACAUCGGACAGGAUAAGUUCGUCAACUAUUGGACCGACGAGGCUUCCACCACGAACCCGCGCGUUGUCAGUGUAAAUAUCAAUUCGGUAGCUACUGCAACGAAUCAAGGUCGAGAUCCGUCGCCGCCCGUGCCGUCGUUCAACAAUCUCUUGAGCAACGAACCCAACGGACGAGUGACGGCUCCUCCCGGAUUCCCAUGGAGGGAUCCACUGGAUCAGAUUUUCGGGAUCACGACCUCCUCGCCGGUGAUCACGGCUUCCGUCGCUUCCAACACGCUGGAUGACUCGGCGGACACGCCGGCCGCGCAGCCCGUCAAUCCAUUCGUCGAAAUCUUCACGCCGUUUACCAGCGCGAUCGCAAACUUUGUGUCCUCCGCUCGGCCAACGGCCAGACCGUCGACAACGGCAGCGAUGCCGACCGGAACUGUUGCCACAACGACGCCGGCUCCCACUACAACCGCUCCUACGACCACAACGGCGCCGACCACAACAACAACGGUGCCAACCACAACAACAACUUCGACCACCACCACAACAACAACGACGACAACUUCGACAACGACUACGAUGGCUCCAGCAACGACGAGACCACCGGUCACUACCACGCCGCAGCCAGCAACUAAUCCCGCGCCUUGGGUGACGGUCACACCUUCCCCUACCGUCACACCCGCGCAACAGCCGAAUUUCGUGACGCCUCCGUUCAACCUGCGGAGCAACUUGUUGCCGAACAUGCAGCAGAACGCGUUCGGCUCGACGUUCGACGACCUGGCCUUCCUGAAUUCGCUGCUGCAGAGCAACACCAGAGCCAGCACCACCCCGAAGACUCUUACGCAAGUCGAGCAGCUGUUGGCGAACAAGAUCCUGUCGCUGGCGCUGAGCAAUAAUAAUCCGGGACCCACCAGAGCUCCGAAGGCAAUCAUCGCCGAGAACGCGUCACCGAAUUCGAUCGGAUCUUUCGCGAAACCGUCCUCGGGCCCGAUAGUGAUCGACUUGCUGCCGUCAUCGACGGCAACGACGCCGACGCGGAGGCCACUGACAACGCCGCAACAACCCCUGAGGGACGUGCCGCCGGUGACCAACAAUUUGGUGGAUCGAACAACGGGACGACCGAUUUCCUCGACGACCGGGAGGGUUGGUUCAGAAGCAAUCGUAUCGUCGCCGAGUUCGAUAAGCACGACGAAGGCUCCGGUGGCCGUCGCGGCAAAGACGUCGACCACUCAGCGACCUAGGACCACUACCCAGCCGGCCGUGGGCCUUGGUGCGAGUUUGUGGCAAGCGCUGUUCGGCGGUGGACUGUUCGGACCGACUACCACUCCCAGACCGUCGAAACCGAAACCGGCAACCCCCGCAGAACCCGCGCAGUCGGCCUCGGUCAGCAUCACCCCGAGGCCGGUAACAACCACGCGGAAGCCUCAGGUCACCCAGGCGUCGGUCCCCGCGACGUUCAGGAGCGUGGACAUUUCGCAGGUCGUAGCGAGCACGCCCAAUUCGAUCGCAAAGCAGGCGAAAUCGGCGACCACACCCGGCCCGAUGUCCCCUAGCAAGCAGUCGCCGGUAACCAAUCCGAAACCGAGACCCGCCAAGGCUGAGACGUCCACGUUCUCGCCCGAAGAGGAUGCCAAGUUCUUGGCCGAGCUGCUGCGCGCUGUUCAGAACGAUAACAAAGCCAGCGCCUCGAAGAAGCCAUCGGGCCUGCAGCAGGUCGACGAAUCGUUCCUGAGGGCGAUAUUAACCGGCCGAGCUUUCACGACGACAACCGCGGCGCCGUCGAAUGAAAUCAGCAACGCCGCCUUGUUGGCGGCGCUGUUGAAGGCCCAAGGCAUAGAACCGUCGACUCCUGCGACCAAGAUUAGAGAGCAACUAUUGUUAGCCAGCGUCGGCGAGGGCGUCGGCUUAGCCCCGACCGCAUCCCCAACUGCCGUGUCAACGACAGUUACGGUUACGACGGGGCAGGCGUCGACUGGAACGUCGUCCGCAACAACUGCAACUCGACCUACGGACACCACGAAAAAGACGGUGACACCGAGCCCGAGACCGAGGAUACGCACGACAACGUGGUCGCCGAGCUCGACGUACCCGCCCCCCCUCUUCAGUUCCUUCUCGAAUUACGGUACCCCGGCGCAGUCGUCCGGCGGCGAUGAUUCUGGAAGCGGCGCGUUAUUCGGCGCUACUAGAGCGUUCAGUCAGCUUCUUGGUGCCGCGAUAAGUGGAGCGGCGCAACAGUUGCAGUCCUUAGUCAGAAACGGAACUCGAAUCGUGUCCGAAGCGGUGGGGUAAACUGGACCACAGGGAAAAGAAAAUUUUAAUAUAAUCCGUAGUGUAAGCGACGAUCUUGCGAACGUGAUAAUUUGAAAAUGGCGUGAGCACGCUCCACGUUUCGGAAUAAUCCGGUGGUAGCGACCGUAUAUCGAUGAUUUUAAACGAAUCUUUAACGAGAGAUUUCCAGGUGUUUACUCGAUGUCGUAGGAAGAGCUUCCCAAAACAUCUUUCUUAUUUCUGUAUAGAUCGUAGUGUUACGCGUAUAGUUUACGCUCGAACAUGUUCGGCGGCUCAUUCGAGUACGGAACUUUCUUUUCAUCGAUCUGUAGAUAGUAACGAGCUUUCGUUUUAAGCGCGAUUCGAUCCUCGAUCCUCAAAACACGGUGGAUCCGCUUUAGAUCUUGUUCGUCAAAUACGCGCGCGCGCGCGUGUGUGUGUGUGCGCGAGCGCGUUUCGAGAACUGCAGAAAAAUCGGGGAGCAAUUCGCGUUCGCGCGUGCAACUCGAGAAACGCUCGAAGUCCGCUGUUAAUGUAACUCCAGCCGUUUCUCCGGUGAUCAGACAGAGACGUUGCAUCAGGCUCCGUGUUUUAAGGGCGAGACAACGAAGGUCGACGACGGGGUUCUUCAGCGUUUCGAGGAUCGAUCGGAGAUCGACGCUUUGCAAAUGUUUCUGGGGUACCGGUGUACCGGGCUGCCUGCCGGGCUGCCGGGAUCGGCUCGGCCGGGCCACGUACCGGCUGAGACAUUUGUAACGUUCGUCGCAAUUAAGGUAAUUAAUCGAGAGACGGUGACGAUUCGCGUGCGUUCCGUGUGAAACCGGGGGGACUCGACGCGGGGCCCACCCACAAGGAUCGAUCCGACGACGAACUCUUUGUCGAUGUUGCUAAGAAAGCUGGUUAGUUUCGAGUGUCUCUGAAUGGACGCGAGAAUGGGACUGUGUGCGUGCGUGCGUGUGAGCAAGUUUGCGCGCGGGAGGAAGAGAGAAGCAGUGUGUGUGUGCGAGAGCGAGAGAGAGAGAGAGAGAGGGAAAAAAGAAUCGAGAGUCGCGAGGGUGGCGAUUCGACAGCGACGCGUCAACGGAGAGCAUUGUGUACACUUAUAGAGCGAAGCGCGCAGCUCGACCAUCGGUGCGCCGUGUUCCUUUUUUUUCUUUUUUAUAUAAUGCAGCCGGAGAGGUGUGCAGUGUGUAGGGCGCGCAAGGGUCCUCGGUGUCUUGUUUGUCUUUCGUUCGCGCGGAUGGUAGCUCGGUAAUAAGGAUAGCGCCGUGUAAUAAGCUCGGCGACUUAACGAGCACGAGCCGAGGCUUGAAAAACGUCGACGGCGUUUUGUUCUUCCUGUUUGUCUCCGUGGAUAUAGCGAUACAGCGUUAUUGUACGGCCGCGCAGGUGUUCGUCCGUCUCUUCUUCUUCGGGAGAUAACGCGACCGGGGCUCGCGAGGAGCUCCGUUGACGAUUGUCGAACGACGCGAAUAGUCUCGUAAGUCCCCAUUUCGUUUUCGAUUUGGCGCGCCGACACGGUCCGGCGUGCCGCUAUUUAUAAACGACAAAUAAACUUAUUGGGAUCCGCAGGACCACGA